Molecule: messenger RNA, 1058 nt
Organism: Bipolaris maydis ATCC 48331
Lineage: Eukaryota; Fungi; Ascomycota; Dothideomycetes; Pleosporales; Pleosporaceae
Source: RefSeq, a predicted model, not a curated record
AUAUCCAUACACAUCUUUCCGCGGUCCCCAUCGCAGUUGCGAUCGUCUCACCUUAUUGGCUGGCCCUUGAUUACCCAACAAUCUGCAACAAGAUUGAGAUGCAAAUUUCCAAGAUGCGGCGGCUGUCAGGCCUCUUCUCUGGACCCAAGACUUCAUUCCAAGUUCUCUCGGAUCUCCACCUGGACCACGAGUCACAGUAUCUCACCUUUCACAUACCGGUAGCAGCGCCGUAUUUAGUUCUCGCCGGAAACAUUGGCCGACUGAUUGACUAUGAACAAUAUCUCGCCUUUCUCAUACGGCGAUGUAACCUUUAUGAGAAAGUCUACCUAGUUCUUGGAGCACUCGAAUUCCAUGGUGUUGGAUGGAUGGAAGGACUACAAUUAGCGCACCGGCUAGAAAAAGAGCCAGCAACACAAGGCAGACUGGAGAUACUCUACGAGACGAGAAGUGAUAUACCGGGAACGAAUAUUACACUAUUAGGAUGCACCCUGUGGAGUCAGAUACCGAAGUCGGACGCAAGCGCUGCUUUGCGCAAAAUGCCUGAGUUUGAUGAGGUAGACGGGAUUCAGGACUGGAGCGUGGAGAAGCACAACGCGGAGCAUGAGCGAGACCUCCAGUGGUUAGUCGACGAACUAAAGAAUCCAAGCGCAGGCGAGAGCAGCUUAGCCCCUGGUACUUCUGCAUCCAGACAUCAACGGCAGCUUAUCGUCGUCACAGCGUUUGCAGCAGAUCUUCGUGGAUGCCUAGAGCCAUGGCAAGUCGACGCUCCAUGGGCCUCCUCGUACGGAACAAACCUUCUGGACAACCCGUCAUUCAGUGCUGUCAAGAUGUGGAUUUCAGGAGCGACAGGUCGAACAUGCGAGUUCAAGAAAGGGCAGACGAUAGUUGUUAGCAACCAGCGUGGAAGAGUGGGCGAGCACGUUACUGGCGCGUUGAAAGAUGGCCUGUCAGAAAAGCAGAAAGUCGGCUUGUUCGACGUCAUGCGGAUUGUGAAGAUGUAGCAAUGCAUGCUGAGCUUGCCAAAUCCUAACCUAAAAUGGCUGAUCCCAUAUCUUUUU